GGGAGGGGGGCCGGUUGUACUUUUUCGAGCCUCACAAGUUCAUUCAACACGUUCCCACACACCCUAGAUUUAUUCACAAUCUUCAACAGGCCUUAGGACACGACGACUUUUCAACAGUGUUAGUAUCAACAGGUAUUAACAGGUAUUAUAAACAGCUAUUGAAAAAGAUCGACUUUUCAACCGUACCCUAGCCAACCAGAGUACCUUUCACUCCAUUGUCGUCACCCCAUUACUCCUUCAAAAUGGUGUUGAUCAUCAUCGGUGGGGUCAUAGCUCUCUCAGUAGCAAUUAAUGCUAUUUUCAAGUUGUACCAUAAACUUACCCAUGACGAUCACAGGCUGCAGCCGGUUCGCACUAUGCCUGUGGGGGCAAUCGGGUGGACACAGGAUAGCAUCAGCAGUCGCGUAUACAAUGUCACCCUUGACAGCCAUGUUGAGAUUCAAGCCAUAGUCGACGCUGCGCUGAGUGAUCCACGAGGCGCCCUUGCCUUCAUGAGGGAGCAUUUCCCCGAUCCCAUCCGCAUCUUCGAUUCAGGCAAAAAUGGAUUCCUUUCCAUCGACAACCGUCGGCUUGCGAUAUUCCGCAUGGUCUUGUCUUCCGAAAUUCAAAUCCCAGUCAGGGUGUUGACUCGGGAGCAAGCGGGUCAAGCACUCUUGCAGAGUCCAGAUGGGGUAGACCCCAAAGCCGCGUCCGAUGCCCUGCAUAGACGUUGCACGACUAGGGACGGAGGUUUCUCUAUCAUGAUCAGAGGUCCACAACGUACCGUGAUCUCUAACGGGUGUUCCACAAACUAACAGUUUGUGACGGCAGUUACGGGGUGUGAAUGCAUGGACCGACGCGAGUAGAAAGUAGGAUACUCUCUGAGAACCUCGGAGUUGUAACAUACUGUGCCUCUUCAAGUGCUCGAAUGUCCUGUCUUGUAGGUACUGUUAGCUAUCUUGAAUUACCCUGUAAAGUCUUCGAAAUUCGAGUUUAUAUCAUGAUUGUCAUACCUUGUAAAUACUGUUAGCUAUCUUGAAUUGCACUGUAAAGUCUUUGAAAUUCGAGUUCAUAUCGUUUUUCCACCAUAAC
Molecule: messenger RNA, 1071 nt
Organism: Suillus bovinus
Lineage: Eukaryota; Fungi; Basidiomycota; Agaricomycetes; Boletales; Suillaceae
Exons: 3
Coding region: 243-794 (183 amino acids)
Source: RefSeq, a predicted model, not a curated record